This is a messenger RNA of Medioppia subpectinata, 884 nucleotides long. Lineage: Eukaryota; Metazoa; Arthropoda; Arachnida; Sarcoptiformes; Oppiidae. The record is from the annotation of a GenBank genome assembly.
AUGGUAAAUGGACGCGAUUUUACUGGUAAAGUAGUGUUAGUGACGGGUUCGAGCUCCGGGAUCGGGGAGGGAAUUGUUAAGCUAUUCUCGGCUUUGGGGGCCAAUGUUGUGGUCACCGGACGUAAGGCAGACCAAGUGAAACGUGUUGCCCAAGAGGUGCAGGACUUGUCACCUAAAAAACUCAAGCCGUUAGCCGUUGUGGCCGAUGUAACCAAAAACGGCGACUUAAACAACUUGCUAAAUCAAACGAUAAAAACAUUUGGUAAAUUAGAUGUGUUGGUCAACAACGCUGGAGUCGGCAUGUUUUCGCACAUUAAGGACCCAAACUUUAUGAAAGUGUUCGACACUUUAAUACGGGUUAAUCUGAGGGCUUAUCUAAAGCUAACCCAUUUGGCGGUUCCUUAUUUAGAGGCAACGAAUGGCAGUAUUGUCAGUAUAUCCAGUAUCGUGGCGUUGGUUCCGAUGAAAUUGGGAACCGCUUAUUCAAUAUCCAAAGCCGGCGCCGAUAUUAUGACCAAAACACUGGCUCUCGAAUUGGGACCCAGAAUACGAGUCAAUGCUAUCAACCCCGGAAUGACCCAGACCAACUUUGAUGCCUCCGGUAAUAGCGGUGCGGAUCCAGCGCUCGUACAAAAGAUUGUAACUGAAAUGUUUGGUCGGGUGCCGCUGCAAAAGGUGGGCCAACCCCUCGAUGUGGCCAAUGGUGUGGCCUUUUUGGCCUCAAACGACGCCCAGUAUAUAACGGGCGCUAAUCUAGUGAUCGACGGCGGGAUUCUGUAUAACUCGGGAGGAAUUUUAUAAAUACAUUUUACAUUUAUAUUGAUAUGAAUCUCAUUAAACAUGAUUAUUUAUCAUAAACCGGUAAUUAUUUAAAUGCUUAUCAU